AGGUGGCGCGUUCAUUGUCGUCUGCAGAAAACUGUUUAGCCCUUGUGCAGCAGAAUGGGGACAGUGCUGGUGCAGUGUUUCGCUGCGUUUGUAUCCAUCGCUUUGAAUGGCGUGGCCACUCUUGUGGAACAUUUGCGGUGAGCAACGUUAAAGGAAAGCUUAGUGAGCAGAUUGCUAGCCGCUUGUUUGCGCGGGCUGUGCAAGCAUUACCUAACAUGGCAAACGCAAGGUCUUCAAUAAGUGUAAAUCAUGGCGUGGGAUUUCUCGUGGUACCGGAGCACCUGUUAUACUUCGGUGAAGUUGCAAUCCGGAGCAUGUACGUUCGAUGUGAAUGAGCAGCGCCUAAUACCACGAGUAAGAAGUCGCCUGUUGAGUCAAGUUCAAGACGCGUAGGCAUUCUUGAGCUCAUAAGGAGAACGCAGUACAGUUGGUACGAUCGUUAGCAUGAGCGUGCUUACGGAGAACUGCGUUCUUUCUCGCACCAGAGCUCAAGACUUGAAGAGCGUUCGCAAGCUGAACUGCUGGGGAAGUGAACUUGAGGACGUCAGUAUCGUGAGAAAAAUGUCGCACGUCGAGGUCUUAUCACUAAGUGUCAACAACAUAAGUACCCUGGCAGAUUUCGCUCAUUGCAAAAACCUUCAGGAAUUGUACAUCCGGAAGAACAACAUCCAGGACUUGAACGAAGUUCUGUACUUGAAAGAUUUGCCAAAACUCAAGAAUUUGUGGCUUGCUGAUAAUCCAUGUGCUGAAAAUGAGCAGUACAGGUUUACAGUCCUCAGGCAUUUACCAAACCUACAGAAGCUAGACAACCAAAAUGUUCAGUGCCAGGAAGUGGAACGAGCAAAGGUGCAGGGGUUAUCUCUGAAUUUGCCAGUGGCACCCUCUGAAGCUACACAAAAUGAAGACCAUUCUGGUGGCCUCAAAUUCCACCAGCCUACAGUAGGAGCACAAGUAUCUGGGCCACAGAAUGGAAGUGAUGCCAGACGCCAUAGCGUUCGUCCAAAAGACUUGGAUGUUGGAGCUCCUCAAGUUGAAUCCCCAAACAAGCAACAGAAUACCACUAGUGCAAGCUUAGCUGGAACUCUUUGCAAGGACCCAGUGCAAAAUGAAGACCCCAAACAUGUGCGGCCUCACGGUCCUGUCGCUCGCUCUCCUGUCCCUUCUGCUGAUAUGCAGCAGCAGAAAACAGAUUUUCAACAGCCCCAGCAGCCGGGGUUAUCCCCAGCAGAGCAGCACGCUUUCCUUGCUAGGGUGCAGACACUGAUGGAUCAUUCUGGGAGGAAGGUUCGCAGGAGUGCUGAAGUCACCUGCGAUCCAAUUACCAUGUUUGAAGGCGAGGAUGGGUCCUGUGGACUGGGAGCAAGACAGUCUUUGAACGACUCUCGCAGGUAUGCCUCAGUGGAGUACCUUCAUAGCCAUUCCCUUGAUACGGACACACUGAUGUCUCCUGUGGAAUCCCGCCCUCCCUUGCAUGUGGACUUGCAUAGGGUUCACAAGGGAGAAAAGGGCUCACCAACUCGUCUCCUGCCAAAAGGUGGCAAAAACCGGAAUGCCAACAUCCUCUCGGCUGUGCUGUGCCUGAUCAAAGAGUUGGACUAUGCCAGCUUGGAGGUUGUCGAGACUGCCAUCCACUGUAGAAUGGAGGAAAUGGAUGGCUAAGGAAUGUCACCCCACAACACCAUGAAAGCUAGAAGGUCUUGGGACGGAGAAUUAUGUCACUGUAGCCCAUCUGGACGUGUGCUCUCGAAUGCGUAAGACACUAACGCGCACAUUGUACGUAGGAAUUUAAAUUCUAUUUCUUUGAAAAUAUACAGAAAUGGUGUGGGUUCAACACCUGUGCCCCAAAUGUGGACCUCUCCAAACUUUCUUACAUCAUUGUUACUUCGCAGUAGCAUGACGGCAGGCACAUGAGUUGUGUAUUUGAUGGCUUUCAAGUACUUGGUAUGGCAGUUGAUUUGUGACAUUCACUGUAUGAAUGAGAUUUUCGUAAUUUUAAGGGUGUGCUAAGAACCUGUACUUCGAACAAACUCUCUCACUGUGCAAAUGUCAAGGCUCUGGAAUGCAAGUGCACUUGUACCUCUGUAGUUCCCAUGUACCUCUGUCUGUGCCAGUGCUACGUGAGGAUUUAUAGGCUCAUAUUUACAGACUAACUUAUAUUAUUUAUAUUUAACUUAUAGUUAACUUAAUGUUGACAUUGCACUGCAACGAGGAGGACAUAUUAAUAAACAACAACGUAUGCAGUACACACUCUGUCGAACCAAGUGACGCACACAUCAUUUGCAGUGUUGUGGUAGGUAACAAGUCAAUGUGUGAGUUUGCAUCUGCAGCAAAAAUCCUUUGUUGUGUUGAGAAUUCUGAUUCAGGUCCUUACCACUUUGACUUCUCGAUCUGAACAAUUGUUUGUCAGUACAGUGAUGUCAGGAUGCAAUAAUGCCAAAUAGGCAGGAACUCAGGGCAGUAUUGAAUGUGCGUUUUCAAUGUUUUAAAUUACUGUUUGUGUUGAUUUUUGUACUUACGGAGUCCCGAGUACUCAGUUUUUAUACUGUGUAAAUUUUUAUUUCACAUUUUCUAAGCAAAUGAAAGCUUCGUAUAAAGUAUUCUCAUUUUUGGUUGUUUAUGCGUGUAUGUUCUCAAUAUCAGGUACAUCUCACUGGCCUUAUAAGCACGGCAGGAAGUACCGUCAACCCUCGAUUUACGAAUUUCUUCGCUUUAUGAACGGUGCCUCCUGGGACAAGAUAUGAACCGUCGUAUUUCCAAUAAGUAAACGCAUGUGUCAGGGGAGAACCUUGAAAGCCCUACCUUUGUUUGCUCACUGCAUGAACGGGACAAGUACGGACAUCCAGAUUAAUAACUGGUCAAUAGAAGCCAGAUAAGCAUAUACAUAGAGCAUCUUGUGUCCCACUGUCAGAGAGCAAAUAAGAAAAGCAAAUUUUCACCUAUUGACCACCAUAGAUGAUCUAUCUUUCAGGAGCAUGUAAGGGCAAAUGGAUGCAUGAUGAGGGUGCAAUGCAAUACUUCAAUUACAGGAACAACAAGUAAAGCGUUAGAUCAUUAACAUCUCUCCUGAGCAAGAUUGACGUAGGAGAAAUGAUGGUGCAGAGCUAUUGCAAAGUAUUUUUAAAAUAAACAUAAUCUGAACAAUUCUGCUGUAACCAGCAAUUGAAACCUUGCACACAAAAAAGCAAUGCACAUAAUAACACUUCCUGCACACAUCAUGAAGUAGUAUGUUGAUAAGAAUUUUAAUAAUAAUUAAUAAUGUUGUUCUAUCUUUGUGCAUUUAUGGUACGUUUUAAAUUUACUGUUAUAUUCCUUGCAAGGUGCACCUUUAGGGAGGCAUUUUGCCUGUUCGUGGGCACCUAAAAAAUACAAAUAAAAUGAAAUUAAUGUAUUUUCUAUUGUUCUAGCACUUUCAUGCUCUUCUGCUCAUACCAGUCCACGACUUACCAAUGAGUUCUCAAGAAACGUAAACUGUUCAUAAAUCGAGGGUUGACUGUUAGGAACAUCCUCAAAAUACAGCACCUUGACACUGUCAGUAUAGACAGAAAGCAAAAUGUGUGUGUUAAGAAAACAAGUCAUUACAAUGUACAUAUUUCAAAGACACUGGUUAGAGUAGUUGCAAGCAGAUACGCAAUGUUGUCCCAUUUCUUGGUAUCAUAACAGCAGGAUACAUAUCCUAAGGCACUGAGUACAUUGGAGUGACCCGGCUACACUUGUUGUUGUGCCCAUGUAGGUCAUAUGAGCAUGAAUGUAAAGUGCAUGUGCACAAGGGAAUAUUAAGGUGGUAGUAAAACAUUGUGACAAAAGAAAAAUGUUUCAAAAUAAGUCUCCUCACGUCCGUGGAAUACAUGUCAAAAUAAUCGUGGUGUGGACUUGUUGGUGAUUAUUUCUAACUAAAAGUGUUAAAAACCCUUCAGUGGAAUCUAGAACUGUGGACAAGGACAGUAAUGCAAAAUGUUAAGGUCAUGUAAAACAUGGGAGAAGCUGAUUUGUAUCAGGUUGUGUGUACAUACAUAAUUUAUUUAGUUUGCACCGCGAGAUUACAGUCUUGCGAUAUUUAUUUUGUAUCUUUUAUGUGACAAGGGAAGACUUGUUUCUCUUAUGUACCCCAGAGCUUCAUUCAGUUUUCGGUAAUCGCAGUUUCGAUAAUGGCAACUGUUUGGAUCAUAAUAACUGGUGAUGUAGUUGUCUUCCUGCAUGAAGGUCAACAUGAUGUGAUAUUUCAUUGCUUCCAUUCCAGUGUGGUACUUUAACGAACUGCUGCAUUUGCUGUUUGUAUACUUAGGAGCAACACUUCCAGAGGAGCCCUAUAAAAGUGUAUUGUUCUUCAUCUUCUGUGUUGUGUAAAAUUUCUGAACAAAUAUCAUUCUAAAAUAAAUGAUCCAUGUACAUUCAA
This is a messenger RNA of Ornithodoros turicata, 4393 nucleotides long. RefSeq lists its product as uncharacterized. NCBI's taxonomy places the organism in Eukaryota, Metazoa, Arthropoda, Arachnida, Ixodida, Argasidae. Bases 445 to 1659 code for a protein of 404 amino acids. The transcript has 8 exons. The record is from RefSeq and is a predicted model, not a curated record. Gene Ontology annotation, molecular function: protein binding.